CUGUUUUAGAAAGUCCACAAUGCCACCUAUUUUAUCCCGCCUUAGCCGUUCCGAGGCAAACAAAAAUUAUUACUCUUGCAGAAUCUGUUCACAAAACCACGGUCUUCGUAAAUGCAAGGUAUUCCGAAAAAAGGAUGCGAAACAACGUAUGCAAUUAGUUGUGACUCACCGCUACUGUCCAAACUGUUUAGCCCAUCAACACUCAUCUAGUUCUUGUUUUUCAACUAAAGGAUGUCGGUUUUGUGGAGGCAACCAUCACUCCUUAUUGCAUAUAGAUAAUCCAAAAUUGCGAAGCAAGAAAACAAGGACAGUAAAGGUCGAAAAAAGCCCCGCAGGUGAACCACCAAACACCAGUUCAACUAACCAGCGAUCACUAACGAUAGCGUCUAUUGCAACUCCAAACGCCACUUUGCUAUUUCCAACGGCUAUAAUACUGGUUGUGAUCGGCAAGAAAAAGCACCAUAUCCGCGCAGUUAUUGAUCCUUGCACCGCCAUUAGUAAAAUAUCUAAACAGUUUGUUGAAGAGUUACGACUUAACACAACUGUCCUAGGAUCGGAGUCCAUAUGUGCAGUCUCUAUAGCAUCUCGCCACUCUUCUCACACUGUUUUAGACACCACAAUGAGAGUCAACAACCACAUAUCAAUGGACACGCCUAAUAGAUCCAUUGAUGCUGCCAUUGCUGCAAAAUUCGCUAAUUUGACUUUAGCAGAUCCAAAAUUUUAUAUCUCUGGGCCGUUUUCAAUCGUACUUGGAUCUGACAUAUAUGGGCGCAUUAUAUUACCGGGUCUUUUAGCUAGUGAUGGCUCUCUUCCAGUCGCCACAAAUACUAUCUUCGGCUGGGUGCUGUCUGGCUCAUGCACCACCUGAUGCAACAACUAUUGAACUGGAUUAUAUUUAAAAUUAACAUUAGAAUCUAUAAGUAAACUGAAUUGUUAUUAAAUUUUGACUAGAGAUAACCCUUAUAGUAUUAAGGCAUAUUGAAUUUCAAGCAUUUUAUGAACACUCAAAGAUCGUAUGAAUUGUAUAUUUUCCUAUUUUUUUUGACCUCAUACCAUUAUAUAUUUGAAUUUAAAACUUUUACCUUGCAAUCUUGCAACAUGGGCCGGUAAUGUUUGUGCCACACAACUUCCAGGUCUGCAUUUUUAUAAUGCCACAUACAGAGGGCACUGAGAACACUACACUUUUUAGUUCUAAAUUUAGUUUUAUGGUAAACUAAAUGUCAUUAUUUUGAGAAGUCAUGACUAUGAAAUGAAAGACUCGUUCAUUCCGUUUUAACUUCGAGAGCAAUAAAGUUCAGUCUUCGUAAAAUCUAAA
Molecule: messenger RNA, 1315 nt
Organism: Stomoxys calcitrans (stable fly)
Lineage: Eukaryota; Metazoa; Arthropoda; Insecta; Diptera; Muscidae
Exons: 2
Coding region: 20-868 (282 amino acids)
Source: RefSeq, a predicted model, not a curated record